Eimeria mitis is the source of this 627-nucleotide messenger RNA. RefSeq lists its product as uncharacterized. Bases 1 to 627 code for a protein of 208 amino acids. Gene Ontology annotation, molecular function: transcription cis-regulatory region binding. Gene Ontology annotation, biological process: regulation of transcription by RNA polymerase II. NCBI's taxonomy places the organism in Eukaryota, Apicomplexa, Conoidasida, Eucoccidiorida, Eimeriidae. The record is from RefSeq and is a predicted model, not a curated record. Gene Ontology annotation, cellular component: nucleus. The transcript has 3 exons.
AUGCAUAACUUCGGUGCCAGCAGCAGCAGCAGCAGCAACAGCAGCAGCAGCAGCAACAGCAGCAGCAGCAGCAACAGCGCCAACAGCAGCAACAACAGCAGCAGCACCAGCAGCAACAGUAGCAUCAGCAGCUCUCGUUACAGGGAGCGCCCCAGCCUCGACUUCGCAGCGCCAGCAGCAGCAGCAGCAACGCAAACACCAGCAGCAGCAGCAGCAGCAGCAGCAGCAGCAGCAGCAGCAGCAGCAGCAGGUGCUGCUGCAGCAGAAGAGAGGAGAGUGGUCUGCUUCGCCACGAGCAAACAGCAAAGGAAGAAUAAGAAGAAAGAUGCGGCUGUAUGUACAACGCACCCCAAACCCCAAAGCAGCAGAAGCAAGACAGCAGCAGCAGCAGCAGCAGCAGCAGCAGCAGCAGCAGCAGCAGCAGCAGCAGAAGGUGGCCUCGUUACAGGGAGCGCCCCAGCCUCUACUUCGCAGCGCCAGCAGCAGCAGCAGCAGCGCAAACACCAGCAGCAGCAGCAGCAGCAGCAGCAGCAGCAGCAGCAGCAGCAGCAGCAGCAGCAGCAGCCAGCAGCAGCAGCAGCAGCAGCAAAUAGAGCAGCAGCAGGAGCUGCUGCUCAAUAUAUAUAG